Myotis lucifugus (little brown bat) is the source of this 1028-nucleotide messenger RNA. It is a transcript of the gene HES7, whose product is annotated as hes family bHLH transcription factor 7. NCBI's taxonomy places the organism in Eukaryota, Metazoa, Chordata, Mammalia, Chiroptera, Vespertilionidae. The record is from RefSeq and is a predicted model, not a curated record. Gene Ontology annotation, molecular function: RNA polymerase II cis-regulatory region sequence-specific DNA binding; protein dimerization activity; DNA-binding transcription factor activity, RNA polymerase II-specific. Gene Ontology annotation, biological process: regulation of neurogenesis; regulation of transcription by RNA polymerase II; anterior/posterior pattern specification. Gene Ontology annotation, cellular component: nucleus.
CUGAGGCAUAUAAGGCGCAACGGGAGCAGGGGCUCGUCCACACCAGGGUCCGGAGGAGCGAUGGUCACCCGGGAUCGAGCCGAGAAUAGGGACGGCCCCAAGAUGCUGAAGCCGCUAGUGGAGAAGCGGCGCCGAGAUCGCAUCAACCGCAGCCUAGAAGAGCUGAGGCUGCUGCUGCUGGAGCGGACCCGGGACCAGAACCUCCGGAACCCGAAGCUGGAGAAAGCAGAGAUACUGGAGUUCGCCGUGGGCUACUUGAGGGAGCGAAGCCGGGUGGAGCCCCCGGGGGUCCCCCGGUUCCCAGCCCAGGACGCCGAGGCGCUCGCCAGCUGCUACUUGUCCGGUUUCCGGGAGUGCCUGCUUCGCCUGGCGGCUUUCGCGCACGACGCCAGCCCGGCCGCCCGUGCCCAGCUCUUCUCCGCGCUGCAUGUCUACCUGCGCCCCAAGCCGCCCCGGCCGGAACCCAUCGAUCCGAGGCCCCAAGCAUCGCGCCCACCGCUGGACCCCGCCGCCCCGGCGCCUGGCCCGCGCUGACCAGCGCCCCCAGUGCACCAGGGCUCCCCUAGCCCUGGCUGCGCCUGGUCCCCGUCCCCUUGCUCCCCCCACGCCGGGGAUUCCGGCGAGCCGGCACCCCUCACCGGACUGCAGCCGCCGCCUCCGCCUCCUUACAGACAAGACGGGGCGCCCAAGGCCCCGCCGCUCCCGCCGCCCGCUUUCUGGAGACCUUGGCCCUAAGCUUUGGGGGGUGGGGGCGGGGCUGGGGGUAGGGUAGAGACUCCAGCCUAAGGGCAGCAGAGGGAUCCGGGAGUCCGGGCGAGGAGGUGUUGGGGAGGGCGGCGGGGCGCGCGGGCGCAGCGCGCGGGUGAGAUGUGGUCUAUAUUAGAGUAUCUAUAUAAAUAUAUAUUUUCCUGGUUCCUGUCCCUUUCCCCUGCCCCCCUUGCGUCUAGGAUUGUACCCUCUCUGUCCCAGCCCAGCCCCAACCCCUUCUCGAGUCCCUAGUGCAUGGAAUAAAGUGGUUAUUAAAUCCC